UCUCGGUUUUUGGUGCUUUAAGAAAAAAAAAUUAAAUGAAAGAAAAUUGUCGCUCUUUAGCAUAAUAACAGAUCGUCAAACUUCAAUCAACCGUGCCGUGACUUCUAAUCAUCAUUUAAAGUUCAAGUGUAAAGUGGAAAGGAAAUUCUUUUAAUCAAUAUAAAGUGAAAGCUAACUUCACAAAGAGGAAAGCGAAUUGAUAAAAACGGAAAAGAGUUAAUUGAAAUGCGAAAAUGGUUCGAGUGUUUUCAAUCGAUCGCAUGACAGUGAUUACAAAAGUUCUCAUUGAACAGUGAUUUAUCCAUCUUUUGAAAGAAAUUUUAUGAAGCAUCACAUCGAACAUAGAUUAGUUGAAAAGAAAGAAAACAGUGGAUAUUAAUAAUAUGGCCGCAAUGUGGUUGUUGUGAAAAUAAACAAAUAAUUAAUAAUCGUAAGUGAAAAUGAUUUGAAAAAUAAAAUCGAUCAUAAAUGAGAAUCAGAAGGAAUCGAGACGAACAUUUUCUGAUUUCUUUCUCCUAUUUCUUCGCUAAUCUUCCUAAAUACUAAGCAUCAUCUCGUUCCUGCUUUCAAGAGUUGUAAUCUCAACUCAUUCAACAAUCACACAAUAUCUGUUGGGACUGAAAUCAAGUCUCAUUCAAAUAAAGAAUCUCUUCACAAUUCAAAGAUUUUAAAUACCCGGUCUUUAAUGAGUAAUAGUGCAAUGGUGGCAGUAGCGAUUUGUUGUAUACUCGUGCUGUUAGCCGUCUUCAUAGUGCUCAUAAUUGUCGUUGGACAAACAAUGGGAGAGCCAAAGUGAGAUAAACUACAGUUGGGGCCUUUCGGCACAGUCAACGAACAUGGAUAGCCGAGGCCCCCCAGUUGUUAGGUUUCACUAGAGCAUUUUAUGCUCGAGGAAGAAAAUUGUUGAUAAAUUAAAAUCUCGUAAAUUCGUUUAAAAUUCAAAAAGUGCUGAAAGCUGAUAUUUUAGAAGGAAAAACCCUUCCAAAGCAUUUUUGUUUUGUUUUGAUAACAUUCUGGAUACAAAAUUGGAUACGAGAGAUGAGAAAAGUUCACAUAAAUUCAUAAAAAUUUUUAAAUUAUUUCCUCAUAAUAUGAAAAGGAGAAAUUAUGAAAUGUUUGAACGUAGUGGAAAAUUUAAAGUGAGAGAAACAACAUCAGGAAUCAAGCACAAAUGGAAUAACAUUCAUCAGUUUGGUGAAAAUGAAAAGUUUUAAAAAGGAAAAACAAAAGCUUUUGAAAAAGUUUGAGAUCCAUUAUGUAAAUAAAUUUGAUGGCAGUCAGUGUCAAACAACACACAGAAUAUGAUGAGAGGCGGAAAACAGAGAUAACAGCAUUGAAAUCCUAUGACAACUGACUUGAACAGACACUUUCAAACAUUCAUUUAUCAGACUAAUUGAUUAUCAUUUUAUCCAUCUUCUAAUUAUGUCGAUUUGACCAAUUCUUUUGUUCUUCCGAUAAAAAAAAUUCAGAUUCAUUAAAUAGCUUUCAUUGAAUGAAUUCAUUCGAAAAGAUUGCUUGAGCCAAGUGACAUUGAAGUGUUGUUACACAUUUUAUUAGAUUUCAAUAAAUAUUCAAUUUGCUAUCGAUCAUUCACUGGAACAGUUGGAGUUUAUGAGAG
Molecule: messenger RNA, 1618 nt
Organism: Clunio marinus
Lineage: Eukaryota; Metazoa; Arthropoda; Insecta; Diptera; Chironomidae
Source: the annotation of a GenBank genome assembly